This is a messenger RNA of Aegilops tauschii subsp. strangulata, 5127 nucleotides long. Lineage: Eukaryota; Viridiplantae; Streptophyta; Magnoliopsida; Poales; Poaceae. The record is from RefSeq and is a predicted model, not a curated record.
GUUUCUUCUUCGUGGAGACAAGAACAGAGUGCUCUAAUGGCGCCUCCAGCGGUCGGGGUAGGUGGGGUUGCUCGCACAGCUGGGACCCCUUGGAUUCGGUGUCCGGGGCGGCCGCUCCAUCAGGGCCGGCCGUGCGUCCGUCUCACGCGGUGCCCUUGCUCGACUCCCCCGACACGGUGGAUCCCGGGAGCAGAGAAGGGGAGCUGCACCGAGCGGCCGGAGACGAGUGAGCUCGAGAGCUUCCAGCUUCGGACCCCGGCCAUAUCCAGCUCACAUCUGAGAUCUCUGGUGGUUCUCCAUUCCCUGGGAUCUUUCAAGACCGACACAAAUUUACCAAUUUUGCAUAAAGCCAUUGGAUUUGGUUGCCUCUUUUAUUGCUCAAAUGGAUCUGGAACUAUUUAUUCGAACAUGCAAUCAUGUGGUACUAACCUCUUCUGCAAGUUCAUGAAUUUCCUCAUCAUCGAAGAUUUUACUUCCCACCUUCUGAGUGAAGAGAUUCCAUGCGUCUUGUUUACUCAAGCACUUCAUUUGGAUGGUAUCCUCGGGGCAGCAGCAUCCCAUCUUGCUACACACGUACAUGCUUCUUGUUGUGAAGACAACUUUACGCCGGUGUGGCUGUGCUGCAUCAAGCGACGGGAUGCCUACUUCGUCGAGAUCAAGAUCCUCCCAUAGAUCAUCCACCAACAAUAAGAAGCUCUUAUCUCUGAGGUGGUUAUGAAUGAUAUGUGCUUGGGAAAUUUGGUUGCCUAUCUGAGGUAUUGCUAUACUAAUGGCGAUAGCUUUUUGCAAAUCAGCAACUGUAGUGAAUCCCUUGACAGCUUGAACAAACAGUACUUUGGCGAAAUCAUCAUGGUACUUUGAACGAGAAUCACUUACCAGAUUGAUAAGGGUUGUCUUGCCCACGCCUCCCAUGCCCCAAACGCCAAAGAAUGCAGACCUGGCGCUAUUGUCCUUAAUGAAAUUGAGCACCUUCUUAUAAGAGUCCUCCAUCCCCGGCAAUGGAGCUCGCAGCUCUUGUUGCUGGACAUGGCGCACAGGGAGCGGGCUUGCUUUUACCUCUGGCAGUAAUUUGUCACCUUGGCUUAUGAGAUCAUUGGCUUUGUUGAGCUCCCUGUGAGCUUCCCAACUGAUGGGGCACCUCUUAAAAUAAGAUACGAUGGGAUUUUCAAGCCUAUUCAUUUCAAGCCUAUUCUUGAUCUCUUUCUCUUUGUUUUGCAAACCGUCUAUGCUCUGGAGCCAUCUAAUGCGUUCUGCAGAAGAUGGGAAGGGAUCCUGGUAGCGGAGAUCGAUUUGCAUAUCGCUCAACAUCUUCACCUUUCUUCCAAGAUCCUCCACAUGGAGGUGAACGCUGUAGGAAUAGCCAAGAUGAACUGUUAUGGGAUCCCACCACUUGAUAGCCAUGAGAAUCGAAGCGCAGAUAGCAGCAAUGCUGAUCCAUGUUGCUGUGUCAAGCUCCAUCUGCUGCUGUGCUGCACACUUAAUCCUUCCUCUCCUCUAAAUUCUGUUCAUCCAGAUUCAUAUUAAGGUCCUAAGGACGGUAGAGUAGACUAUGGCACUGUGCCAGAAGUUCUUAAUGCUUAAAGCAGAUUUUAUGCAGCUAUUUGUACUACCAAUUGUUGCAUUCUCCUUGUCAGUAGUGCCUUGGCACCACUCCAUUAGAAAAAGCAUAGCUUGGUACCAGUCUGGGGUUUAGCCCAGUGGUUAGGUGGUGGCGGACAAACCAAGGCGUUCACGGAAAAAUUAAUUAUUCCGUGGAAGAUGUAUGUUACAUUUUCUGUAACAAUAGCUAGACUGCAAAUUAUUUGUCAGCAUCUCAAAUACAUAUAGAAUAAUUACAAACACAAAAAUACAGUUGGACUUGACAGCUUCUUCAUGGCUUAGGCUAAGCUACUUAAUGGCCCAAUAUAUAUUUGGGCCGGCACAUUGGUUUUGUCGACCGAGUCGGCCUCAGAGUUGGUUUGAAAAUUUUGGUUUCAGAAAUAUUUUGGCCAUGUUCAGCAAUUUUUGGUUCAUUACAGAUGGAUCACAGUCUGUUCCCAGCCGAAUCCGGCCUAACCGUACAAUGCCUCCAACAGGUGUUGUUUAAGGGCUUUGUUUCCCUCUUCUGUUUUAGAAUUGCUGGCCGGUUAUAGGUCAGUGUCAUGGCAGUUUUUUUUAUUUCUUUUUACAGCAUGGCUGGCUUCGUUAAUCUACAUCCUGGCUUAAUGCAAUCGUCUGGGCCACUUGAAUGCAAAGGGCCGGCGUGUGGGCUUGGUUGCACAUUGUACAGAACAGAUCAUGCAGCAGGAGCAGUUGGUAACAUUCAAGUAGACCAGCCAUAAUACACAAAAGGACCCAAGCAUAUCACUUUUCUCUUGUGAGAAAAAAAGCAAGUUACUAUAGACAUUAUAGAGUUUCAAGAACUAGGAUGGAUGCAUAGAUGUCAUCUUCAUCCCAAUAAUGUCCCCGAUUUAGGGCGUCUAUCGAAUUACUGAUGUAUGUAAGUGCUACCUUACUUCCUCCUUGCAUAUGCGUCUCUUUAGUUAUCCAUCUGUUCCCGCAAAACUCCCGCGCCUCCUCUGGCCUAGCUUGCCAAUCUGCUUGUUUGAUUGCAGAAUACUUUUUUGGGCACUUUGUCCUAUGCUGGUGUAUGAAGGCUCUGAGCAGAUCUGUGGAAAACCUUACAUCUCAAUUUAUUGAGUUUAGAGGAGAGAAUUGAGCAGUUUGAAGAUGGAGCCAACAGUGUGGGAAAUCAUUUUCGUUCUUACUCUCAUACCUCUCAUACCCAUCAUGAGCAUGUAUUGGACGAUUACAAAAAUGGUUAUGCUAGUAGGAUGGAGCAUCGUUUUCGUCUCUAUUGUUAAUGUUAUCAUCAACAAGUAUAGGACGAUGCCUUCUUUUCUUUUGCGGAGAAUGUAUGGGAUGAUUCUGCUGGCAAUGGCACGGGUCAUCGUUGCUAAUAUUGGCUCCAUUAUUAAUAUUUCCGGUCGUAUGAAGAAUAUUGGAGUUGCAGUCGCAAAGCUGCGUGCCAUGCAAAUAGCCCUCCGUCGUCUGGACCCACUCCUAUGUUCUAAACAAUGCAUCCAUUGGAUGAACAGUGUGGACACUUUGCAACGCUUGGAGCAAGAUAUUAAGGUUGGGUAUGGCGAAUGCGGUUUGAAAUACUCAAAGAGGCUCCACUUAAGCAAGAAAGCGAACCUGAUGCUAUACAGAGCCAUUGAUCUCCUCGGGCAAGGAGGAGAAUUCUUGCACCCGAAAAGUCAUUUGCAUGGAACGAUGAACUUCUACAAGAAGAAGGUGAUUGGUUUCAUUAAUGCCGUGGACAACAACUCUGGAUUGCUCGGGAUUUGGGGCACCGGUGGUAUGGGCAAGACAUGCCUUCUCAAGCUGGUUAGUCAUUCUCGCUCAGAGUAUGAUGAUGAUUCCUUUAAUAUCAUGUCUGUUCGUGCUGGCAUUGGAUGUACAGUUAGUCAGGUGCAAGAAGCUAUUGCCACUAAUAUGGGACUAUCUGUAACGCACAAUGAGACUUCCCAAGCAAAUAUCAUUCGUGACCACCUCAGUGAUGUGAGCUUCUUAUUGCUGUUAGAUGAUCUAUGGGAGUAUCUUGAUUUGGAAGCUGUGGGCAUACCCUUGCCGUUGGGGAGUGUUGUAGUCUCCCUUCAGGGAGGGUUGGCACGGCAAAAACAGCGUAAAGUUGUGCUAACAACAAGGAACAUGAAUUUGUGUGACAAGAUGGGGUGCAGCCACGACAAUACCAUCAAAAUGGAGUGCUUGGACGAAGAAGAUGCUUGGAAACUCUACCGUAGAGGUUGGUCUGUAUUCAUCAAUAGAGAUUUCGACAUAGAAGGAAACAGAUUAUUGCCUGAAAUACAACCAGAGCAAGAAUCAUCCAGCUGGAAAUACCCUCGGGAUGAUCGGUUCCUGGGAAUGGUGGGCUUCUAUAAUAAGGUGUGUUAUUCCAUCGAAGACAAGGGCACCCAAUCCCUAUUGUUGGGGGUCUGGGGCAUGAGAGGUGUGGGCAAGACAACUCUUCUCAGGCUCGUGCGUGAUGCUUACACAGGUAACACUUGCUUCAAGCACAUUAUGUUCGUUGGGGCUGGAACUGGAUCUGUGGUGAACAAUGUGCAACAUGCUAUCGCCGUCAAUCUAGGCUUAGAUUUGGCCAUGAUGUCAUCACUAGAUGAGUUGUCCCGAGCCAUGCAUAUCUUCAACUAUCUCGAACACGAGAGCUUCUUGUUGUUACUAGAUGACAUAAGAGAGCCCUUUAAUUGGUGGGCUGUUGGCUUGCCAAUAUUGUCGCAUAGGCGGCAAAAGAUAAUCUUCGUGACGAGGAGUCGGGCUGCAUGUGCCCUCAUGGGGUGUCAUGCCGCCAACAUCAUUGAGAUGUGGUGUCUAGGAAAAAAUGAUGCAUGGAGCCUCUUCAAAGAUAAGGUCGGGAUUGGAAUCAUCGAUGAUCAUCCUCAAGUUCACCAUCUUGCAAAGCAGAUGGUGUCACGGUGCGGUGGCUUGCCCCUAGCCUUAUGUGCCCUUGGUCGAGCCAUGUCAAAUAAGAGAGACCCGAGGGAAUGGAGAAGCGCCUGCGGUCAGCUCACAGCUAUUGGCCUAGAGCCAUGUGAAAUCGACGAGAAGGUGGGUACUAUAAUCAUUGACCCUCUGUAUGGAUGAAGAAGGGAUCCCAUCAUCCGAGCUGGACAGAUCCAAGGCAAGACCACCAUCGACCAUCCGGAUGUAUGGGGAGAGGUCCCCAUCAUCCUAGCUAAACAGAUCCAACCCAAUACCAGCGUCGGACAAAAAGGGGAAAUACUGCGCUCCUCAAGAUCAGGCAAAAUCUUUCAGCAGGCACUUGGACUCCCCCCUCCAGUGGAAAAAUAUAGGCCUCACAAAGGGAGUGAAUCUGAUUGAUAUCAAUAUCUCUGAUACAGAUAGCAGAUAUGGUGUGUUUUUAGUCUGCAUUUGGCAUCGUGGUGCACUACGAUAGUCCAGCUUAUCCAACUAGCAUUGGCCUAUUUUAGUUUUUGUUUAAUAACCUUUAUCUCUAGUUUGCUGGCUAUUUUCCCACAUAUUAUAACAUAUAAGCACAGCCAACACAGUGCAGCAACUGUGUACUGAGCCUCAGUUGAGUUUGCAACGCCGGAAUUGCAUUUUGUA